This is a messenger RNA of Anguilla rostrata (American eel), 9972 nucleotides long. It is a transcript of the gene piezo1, whose product is annotated as piezo type mechanosensitive ion channel component 1 (Er blood group). The record is from RefSeq and is a predicted model, not a curated record. Gene Ontology annotation, cellular component: membrane. The coding region runs from base 1355 to 8986 and encodes 2543 amino acids. NCBI's taxonomy places the organism in Eukaryota, Metazoa, Chordata, Actinopteri, Anguilliformes, Anguillidae. The transcript has 51 exons. Gene Ontology annotation, molecular function: mechanosensitive monoatomic ion channel activity.
CUUGGAUUUUUAGGUCAGGACAACUAAAUUUUGCGCAUACUCGGAGGCACGUGCAAGACAGUGGCGGGUGACAAAUCAAUUGACUGCUCUGACAUGUUUGACGUCAGUACAGCUAAACUAAGCAUGGAUAUUUCCCAAGUAUGUAACUAUAGUUUCUCUGGGUUUCUAAAUCCAGUUUAGCAGUAGUCUCAAAAAUAGUUGGGUAAAGUUUACUUCUACUUCAAGUCCAGCCAAAAGUCGCUGUUCGGAAGAAAAUCUUUUUGUUUUUUUAAUUGAAGGUAAAAGUAGCUGACCUGACAUGUGCAGUGUUUACAUUGUAUCGAUUGAGUCCAUCGCCGUUUCUGUGUUGUUGUUUUUUUACUUUUAUCACACAAAGCAUUUAAACCUCUUAGACCACACAACGUUUCAACAUGUAUUUUAAUUUACUUUCUUGCACAAAACGUAUGAACUGAUCUAGUAGAGACACGCUGUUCCCCGCAAAAUUAAUGGCUGGCAAAAUUGAAAAUGCAUUAACCGAGCAACAAGUUUGUGCGUUACGACGAGGGCAAGUUGCUCUGCAUUGUCCUUUCGAAGUGUUUUCGAAAAACAUAACGAUUUGUGCCUGCAGUCCAUACUUGGAAGAAUUGGUUUUGGAAAAAGUUGAAGUGGGCGCUCCCUCGCUGUGGGUGUAGUUUAGCAAAGAAGAGGGAGUUUCUGUAGCGGGGCACUAGCAAUGUACAGUCAGUCAAGCGCAUUUAAACAUAAACACAGCUAAUAGUUCACUAAAUGAAUGUUGAGGAGCAUGCUGCAAGAUCAACAUUGAGUUUAAACUAUUCGACGUCACGAAUGCCUAUUGAGGACGGAAACGUUUAAACGGCGGAAUGGUGAACUUUGAAGUGAGCUGAAUGAACCCGUCCGACUUGGCGCGUUGGUGAAUCACUUUUUCCACGAAGAUAGCCUAUAGUUAAACGGGGGAUGUAUUUGCCGCUUUUGCAAGGAGAGAAAAGUUGUCUUACUGGGGCUGUGGAGAAGUGGAGAAGGUUCCCUGAUAUUUCGUGCUUGAACGAACAAGGCCCGUGCUGUGGACAGGAACAUGAACAGGUGGAAGUGUCAUCUGAAUGCAUAAAACGAUGCGCUGGAUUUGAGAACUGGAUUGGAAGGGGUGACGAAAACUUUUAGGCUACUUGGGUGUACUUCGGUGUCACUCAGAAAUGGAGUAACACCGCGAUUCACUGACACUGGCACUUCAGUCCACUUUUUAAAAAAGUUUUAACAUGAACAUUUUUCUCGUUGUGGAUCGGUUUGACGGGAGUUUGACGUUUCGCCGGGAAAUGCUGGUGAAGCUAUAGUUUUUGGAUCAUACUGGGACGCGCAUAUGGAACUCCAGGUGGUGUGUGGAUUGUUCUACUGUUUUCUCCUGCCGGCGUUCUUACUUGCAGCCUGCCUGUUCCGCUUCAAUGCCCUGUCUCUGGUGUAUCUCCUGUACCUGCUGCUGCUGCCCUGGUUCCUCUGGCCCAAUGAGCGCUCUCUGCGAGGCCACACGGGACGUUUCACCAAGGCCCUGUUCGGCACCAGCCUGCUCUUCCUCCUGGCACACGUGACCUUUCAGAUCUGCCUCUACACCGUCCCGGGGCUGGACGAAGAGCUGGGAAGCAACUGCAGCUCAUGGGAGACUUUAGCGAGGACCGUUGGAGUAUCAAGGCUGCCCCUGGACGAGCCCUGGAGCGUGGUGCGGCUGCUGGCCCCUGACGUGGGCGUCUUCAUCAUCUCAUUGGUCACCUUGGUGCUGGGCAACCGGCUGCUGAGACAGAGGGAGAGUGAGCCAUGCCAGCGUAAUGGCCUGGGUUCCAGUGUAGAGGAAGAUGAGGAUGAAGAGGACGAGGAGGAGGACGAGGAAGACGAAGAGGAGGAAGGCGAGUCGUCCGCCGGAGAGCCAGAGGGAGGCCCGUCCCCGGCAGCCCGCGCCGCCCUGCUGGUGACGCGGUUUCGGGCCACGGCCCGGCGGGUCCUGCGGGAGCUGGGUCGAGUCCUGGCCGUCGUCCUGCUGGCCCUGGCAGGAAUCACGCUGCCCUCAGCGUUCUCUGGCGUCUACUUCCUCCUGUUCCUGGCAGUGUGCACGUGGUGGGCCUGCCACCUUCCCAUCAGCCACCUGGGAUUCAACGUGGUCUGCGUGAUGGUGGGCUUCUUCACGGCGGGACACCUGGUGUGCCUCUAUCUGUACCAGAGCACCUAUGCCCAGGCCUUCUUACCAUUGGACACCCUGUGGGCCAGACUCUUCGGCCUGAAGGAGAUCAUCAUAGCCGGCAACUGCUCCUCCUCCUCCACCUCCUAUGACCUCAUCCUGAACAUGGAGCAUGAUUGGCCGGUGUAUGUCAACCCCGGGAUCCUGUUCCUGCUCUACAUCGCCGUGGCGAUUGUUGUGAAAAUGGGCUGCCCUGAAGAGCACAAAGCGGAAGCAGAGCCCCAAAAAAGGGGGUCGGGAGGAAGAGGCGUCCAGGAGGAAGAGGUGGAGCUGGAGUCCUGGCGGGCUUCGAGGCGGGACAGUGAGGAUGACACUAAGAGAUCCCUGCUCGCUGCUGGGGAGACGCCAGCGAGCGAGCCAGACCGCCCCGGAGAUCCCGCUGACAUCACUUCCUCUCAGCAAGACCGAGGUUCUCGUGGCGCCCCCACUGGACAGGACGGGGAUAACCCCUUUCAAGUGGUCGGUCGGCUAGUCUUGGAACAGAGCUACGUGUGCGCUCUGAUUGCGAUGAUGGUGUGGAGUAUCACCUACCACAGCUGGCUGACCUUUGUGCUGCUGCUGUGGUCGUGCCUGAUCUGGAUGCUGCGGGCGCGGCGGCGGUUCGCCAUGCUGUGCUCCCCCUUCAUCCUGCUGUACGGCGUCACCCUCUGCGGCCUGCAGUAUGUCUGGGCCCUGGACCUGGAGCCCGAGCUGCCCCAGACCUGGGGGACGCUGAGCCUCAGGCAGCUGGGCCUGUCCCACGACCCGCACCCCUGCCUGCGCCUGGGGGCCAUGCUGCUCUACACCCUGACCUUCUGGCUUUUGCUGCGGGAGUCGGUGAAGGACGGCUUCGGCAGGAAAAAGAGCUCUGCAGCGCCCCUGCUGGAGGUCACCAGCGGAGAGAGCAGCGAGCAGAAGCGGUCGAUCCUGCAGGCCCUGGGGCGAACGGUCAUGAGCUGCUACGCCAAGUACUGGAUCUACGUGUGCGGCGGCAUGUUCAUCAUGGUCAGCUUCGCGGGCAAGCUGGUGGGCUACAAGAUCGUCUACAUGCUGCUGUUCCUGCUCUGCCUCUGCCUGUACCAGGUAUACUACUCCUUGUGGCGGAGGCUGCUGAAGCCCUUCUGGUGGCUGGUGGUGGCCUACACCAUGCUGGUGCUCACCGCCAUCUACACCUUCCAGUUCGAGGAUUUCCCUGACUACUGGAAGAACUUCACCGGGUUCUCAGAGGAGCAGCUGGCGGACAUCGGCCUGGAGACGUUCAAGCUGUCGGAACUCUUCGUCAGCAUCCUCAUCCCCGGCUUCUUCCUGCUCGCCUGCAUCCUGCAGCUGCAUUACUUCCACCACCGCUUCAUGAAGAUCACCGACCUGGAGCACGUCACGCCCGUCCCCAGGGGGAGGAGCGCCCGCAAAGCAGAGGCGGCACAAGCCGGCAAUGGGGCGGGGCUUGAGGAGGAGAACCUGGACGAUGACCUGGGAGAUUACCAAUCAGAGGACGGAGAGGCAGUGCCCAGUAAGUGGGGUUUGGUGAUGGACCGGCUGAUGGUGCUGUUCUGGAAGUUCACGAAGAUCCUGACCCAGUUCCAGGUGUUCCUCUGGAGGGUGAUGGAGUUCCACAUCGUUAAGAUCCUGGCCUUCUUUGUCGUGUGGGUGGCUCUGGGAGAGCCCUCGGUGAUGAAUCUGGUUCUGGUGGUUCUGUGGACCUUUGCCAUGCCGUACUCCAGGUUCCGGCACAUGGCCUCCUGUCUCUCCACAGUCUGGGUCUGCAUCAUCAUCGUCUGCAAGAUGCUGUACCAGCUCAGCGUGGUCAACCCCACGGAGUACUCCAGGAACUGCUCAGUGCCCCUCCUCAAUGAAACCAACCUGGAGGAGGGCGAGAUCUUGAACUCCACGCUGUACAGGGAGCCCGUCGACCCGGCCAACUGGUUUGGGUUCCGGAAGGAUGCCACAGCGUUGGGGUACAGCCAGAACCACCUCCUGCUGCUGAUGCUCCUGGUGCUGGAGGCCACGGUGUACCGGCACCAAACUCACCACUACCGGCAGCUGCAGAAGUCCCCACCCCCGACCCCCGCCCUCUUCCCCCACACCACCAGAGACACCCUGGACCAGGGCCUGCUCAGCUCCUUCAAGUACCUGCUCAACUACUUCUUCUACAAGUUCGGCUUAGAGAUCUGCUUCCUGAUGAUGGUGAACGUGAUUGGACAGAGGAUGAACUUCCUGGCCAUCGUCCACAGCUGCUGGCUGGUGGUGAUCCUGACUCGCCGCCGGCGGUCGGUCAUCGCAAGGAUCUGGCCCAAAUACUGCCUGUUCCUGGCCCUCUUCAUGGUCUACCAGUACCUCCUGUGCGUGGGCAUCCCACCGGUCCUGUGCAUAGACUACCCCUGGCGCUGGAGCGCCCCGGUCACCCUCAGCUCUGCCCUCAUCAAGUGGAUGUACCUGCCGGACUUCUACUCCAUCCCCCGUGCCAAAAACCUGAUGGCGGACUUCCUGCUCCUCAUGUGUGCCUCGCAGCAGUGGAAGGUCUUCGAGAACGAGAAGAGAGAGGUGUGGAUGGUGCUGGCUGGAGAGAACAGGGACGACCCCAAUCCCAUGAAGGGGCGGCCCAUCAACCCUGUGCCCAACUUCAUCAACUGCAGGUGUUACCUGGACAUGGCCAAGGUGCUGUUCUUUCGCUACAUGUUCUGGUUGGUGCUGGCGGUGGUGUUCGUGACGGGCGCCACGCGGAUCAGCUUCUUCGGCCUGGGCUACCUGCUGGCCUGCUUCUACUUUCUGCUGUUCGGCACGCAGAUGCUCACCAGGUCCGCCCAGAGCCGGCUGCUCAUGUGGGACUGUCUCAUCGUCUACAACGUGGCCGUCAUCAUCUCCAAGAACAUGCUGUCCAUCCUGGCGUGUGUGUUCGUGGAGCAGAUGCAGGCUCGUUUCUGCUGGGUGAUCCAGCUCUUUAGCUUGGCGUGCACUGUCAAGGGCUACUACGACCCCAGUGCAAUGGACGGUCAGGACUGCAGUCUGCCUGUGGAGGAGGCGGGCAUCAUCUGGGACGGCAUCUGCUUUUUCUUCCUCCUGCUCCAGAGGAGAGUCUUCCUCAGCUUCUACUUCCUGCAUGUGACUGCAGACCUGCUGGCCUCGGCACGCCAGGCGUCCCGGGGCUUUGAGCUCUUCAAGGCCAGCAUCGUUAAGAGCAUGAAGUUCCACCGGGAGGUCGAAGCCAGGUCCCUCUCUCAGCUCAAGAGAUCAAUGGAGCGCAUUCAAGCCAAGCAGAAAAAGCUGAGGGAGGGGCAUCUGGCUUCUGAGAGCAAGGAUGAGGAGCCGCCAGCAGAAGCUGAUGUGAGCACAAAGACCUCCAAGCAGAAAAAGAAGUGGUGGCGACCGUGGCUGGACCAUGCCACAGUGCUGCACUCAGGGGAGUAUUACCUGUUUGAGUCGGACAGCGAGGAGGAGGACGAGGCCGAAGAACAGAAGCCAGACAAACAGAGUGCCUUCCAGUUGGCAUACCAGGCCUGGGUGUCCAAUGCCAAGAUGGCGCUGAAAGAUCGACAGCGACGGAAGGAAGAGCAGCGGCUUCGCAGCUCCCAGGCAGCAGCUGCUGUGGCAGGUGAAGGUGAGGAAGAGGAGCUCAAAUUUGAGGCAUCUCCGACACAGGAAGAGGAAGAGUCAGGGGAGAAAGGUGGUUCAGGGAGGAGGGACUUUGUGCAGAGAAUACUGGAUAUCCUGAGGUUCUUGUGGGUGCUCUUCCUGGCCAUGGUGGACGGCCUGACCCAGUGGCUGGACACGCUGACUAAGCAGUACGUGGACACCUCCACCGUGCUGUGCAACGAGCGCUACUUCAUCAUCCGGAGCAUGGAUCAGCGUUCACCUAGAGAGAACAUGGAGUGUGACCGGGAUUCCCAGGUGACCGAGAUCCCCACCAUAGAGAUCUGUCUGGAUGAGCUGGCCCCUGAGAGCAGCAGCAGCGCCACCCGUUGCUUGGAGCCGGAUACUGCAGACCCAGAGAGGACUACAGCCGGGACUUCCGGCCACAGCGGCGCCGCCCUUUGUCCAGGACCUUACCUGGAGGUGGAGGCGGGGCCAGAACCACAGUCCAGACAGCGCUCCCAGUAUUUCAGGACCGCCAGCGCGCUGCUGGCCGACAGCCCGGUGGACAUAGAGGAGCUGGCCCAGAGCCGGGAGUUCUACGCCUCUCAGAACCGGGCCCUCAAGCUGCUCUUCGCCCUCUACAACCUGCUGGCGGCACACUCGGAGCUGGUGUGCUACUUCAUCAUCGUGCUCAACAACAUGGUGACAGCCUCCGUCAUCUCGCUGGUGCUGCCCAUCCUCGUCUUCCUCUGGGCCAUGUUGGCCGUGCCCCGACCCACCAAGAGGUUCUGGAUGACCGUCAUCGUCUACACCGAGGUGAUGGUGGUGGUGAAGUACCUCUUCCAGUUCGGCUUCUUCCCCUGGAACAGCGCCUACGAGCUCAAGCUGAACGAGGACAAGCCCUUCUUCCCUCCCCGCAUCCUGGGGCUGGAGAAGACCGAGCGCUACAUCCGCUACGACCUGCUCCAGCUGCUGGUCCUGUUCUUCCACCGCUCGCUGCUCCAGCGCUAUGGUCUGUGGGAUCGCGAGGAUCCCCUGGGCCAGAAGGCUGACGGACAAGGGGAGGGGGCUGCGAAGGGGGCUGGGGAGGGGGCUGGGGAGGGGGCAGCAGAGGGGCAGGAGUCCCAGCCCGUCCCUGGACCCCCCCUCAUCGAGCUGGAGGAAGCCAAACCGAGCCAAGACGAGGAGACGGAGCCCGACGAGGACCGUGACCCUCCCCCCGCUGCGGAGGAGGAGACUGGGGAGAGGAAGAGGAGGAGCUGGCUGCGAUUGCGCAAGAGGAAGAAGCACGAUAAAGAAACCUCCACGGAGGUCAAAGACGCUAAGGAGACAAAGAAGAAGAAGAAGAAGAAGACGGGAGGCAAGCGGAGAAAAGCAGCAAGCAAGAAGAUGAAGGUUCUGGGAGAGAAAGUGAAGCUCCUGCUCCUCUCCACGGUGCGUAGCAUCUACAGGCCUAUAUAUGGGUUCUUCCAUGGCAUCCUCCACACGGAGUACCGCCCCACCACCGACGUGUACGUCCUGAUGUUCCUCGCGGACGUGGUGGACUUCAUCGUCGUCAUCUUCGGAUACUGGGCCUUUGGAAAACACUCGGCUGCUGUGGACAUCGCCUCCACGCUAUCUGACGACCAGGUGCCCGAGGCCUUCCUGGUGAUGCUGCUCAUCCAGUUCAGCACCAUGAUCAUCGACCGCGCCCUCUACCUGCGCAAGACCGUCCUGGGCAAGCUCUUCUUCCAGGUCGUCCUGGUCUUCGGCAUCCACUUCUGGAUGUUCUUCAUCCUGCCGGCGGUGACUGAGCGAAUGUUCAGUCAGAACCCAGUAGCCCAAAUCUGGUACUUCGUCAAGUGCAUCUACUUCGCCCUCUCGGCCUAUCAGAUCCGCUGCGGCUACCCAACCCGCGUCCUGGGUAACUUCCUCACCAAGAAGUACAACCACCUCAACCUCUUCCUCUUCCAAGGCUUCCGGAUGGUUCCAUUCUUGGUGGAGCUUCGAGCCGUGAUGGACUGGGUCUGGACCGACACCACUCUCUCCCUCUCCGACUGGAUGUGCGUGGAGGACAUCUACGCCAACAUCUUCAUCAUCAAGUGCAGCCGGGAGACGGAGAAGAAAUAUCCACAGCCUAGAGGUCAGAAAAAGAAGAAGAUUGUGAAGUAUGGGAUGGGAGGGCUCAUCAUCUUCUUCCUCAUCUGCAUCAUCUGGUUUCCGCUGUUAUUCAUCUCAUUGGUCAGAUCAGUUGUGGGUGUGGUCAACCACCCAGUUGAUGUAACAGUUGCGGUCAAGCUGGGGGGUUAUGAGCCCCUGUUCACUAUGAGCGUCCAACAGCAGUCAAUCCAGCCCUUCACUGAAGAGGAAUACGACAGCCUCGCCUCCCAGUUUGCCAAUAAUGCCGUGGCGAUGCAGUUCAUCUCCCUGUACAGUUAUGAGGACAUCGUGACGGCCCGGAUCGAGGGCAGCUCGGGGUCCGUGUGGCGGAUCAGCCCACCGAGCCGGCGGAAGGUCAUCAAGGAGCUGCUGAGUAACCGCGGCGACAUGACGCUGCGCUUACACUGGAACCUCCAGAGGGACCUGGGGAAAGGGGGCACAGUGGAGUACGCCCUGGACACACACUCCAUCGAGCUGGAGCCCGGCAGUCCGGUGCGGGAGGGCCUGGCCGCGCUGCUGGUGGGGAACCGCACCAAGCCGGUGCUCGUCCCGCACAUGUUCCCGAACUUCAUCCGGGCCCCGAACGGAGCGGAGGCGAAGCCCAUCAGCCAGCUGUACGACGGAGACGAGGAGGGCUACGAGAACGUGACCCUGUCCCUGAAGCAGGACCGCGCCCUGGACGGCAGCGGGGUGCAGGAGUGGUGGGACGUCAGCGUGGCCAACUGCAACCGCUCCAGAGAAAGCUGCGGCGACCUGCCCAUGGUCAUCUUCAGCGACAAAGUCAGCCCCCCCAGCCUGGGCUUUCUGGCCGGAUACGGGAUCAUGGGGCUGUACGUGUCCGUGGUGCUGGUGAUCGGGAAGUUCGUGCGGGGCUUCUUCAGCGAGGUCUCGCACUCCAUCAUGUUCGAGGAGCUGCCGUGCGUGGACCGCAUCCUCAAGCUGUGCACCGACAUCUUCCUGGUGCGGGAGACCGGGGAGCUGGAGCUGGAGGAGGAGCUCUUCUCCAAGCUCAUCUUCCUCUACCGCUCCCCCGAGACCAUGAUCAAGUGGACCAGGAGCAAAGACUCUGAGGACUAAGAGGAGACCCCAGCCGACUGGCUGCGCCCCCUCUCCCCCCAAGCUCUCAUUGGCUGAUGGCUCCCAGUGGCUGCUACCCCAUGUCUCGGCUGAAUGAACUCAAGCAAUUGGGUAGGGGCAGGGGGAGGGAGAGGGGGAGAGGGAGGUGACGUUUUGUUGACCGACGCACACGCUGGCUGUUGCGACCGCAGCAGGCUGACCGAAUCCGACUGCGGGGCAGACUGCGCUCUUACCCGGGUUCGAGCCCGCGGAGCCCCUUGCCAGUUUGUAAGGAGGCCGGUGUGGACCGGGGCAUCCGCUCUCGCCUCUUCGAGGCCCCCCAGUCCGGGUCUCGUUCCCUUUCACCCCACCUAUCAGCACUCUCUCGCAUGGCGGCCCCAGAAGGUUACCUCAGGGGAGGUAACCCCCCCCCACCCCACCCCCCCACUGCAUCGAGUCUGCCAGCUGCCACAAGACUUGGACAAGUACCCAGUGGUUUCUGUGAGGGGACAAAGCGCGAUGACAAUCCCAAGCAGAACCAUGGCUGUUCAGACCGAUAUGCAGUCCGAUGGCGUGGAAGUGGCUUUUUUCUAUGUUAAUACUGUAUCUGGUUACGGGCUUACUUACUGACUGCAGUGAGACGAUGACUUGAAUUCUUCUGUGAACCAUUUCAAAAUUAUUUUUACAAAGGAAAAAAAAAAUCUGCCUUAUUUUUCUGAAAUCUCUAUGUAUGGUAGUCGCCACUACAAUCACCGAUAUGCACCCUCACUUCAAAUCAUCUUUUUUUUUUUGGCUGUACUUUAUACAAAUUAUUUAUUUUUACAUGCUCUCUAAAGAAAUUACAGCCUUGCUGGAAUUCCCAAACUGCAGUCGUUUUUAGGCUGUAGAGGAAUGCAGACAAAGACAUUCUUAAAUGUUAAUGAUUCGGUUCAGACAUUGGGUGUACUGUUCAUUUGCAAAAAAAAAUAAAUGACAGUUGGUAUUCCUGAGCAGGAAACCACAUGUUA